Messenger RNA from Hypanus sabinus (Atlantic stingray), 10727 nucleotides. RefSeq names its product citron Rho-interacting kinase-like. Gene Ontology annotation, biological process: actomyosin structure organization; mitotic cytokinesis; peptidyl-threonine phosphorylation. NCBI's taxonomy places the organism in Eukaryota, Metazoa, Chordata, Chondrichthyes, Myliobatiformes, Dasyatidae. Gene Ontology annotation, cellular component: cytoplasm; cytoskeleton. Gene Ontology annotation, molecular function: ATP binding; protein serine/threonine kinase activity. The transcript has 49 exons. The coding region runs from base 123 to 6371 and encodes 2082 amino acids. The record is from RefSeq and is a predicted model, not a curated record.
GCAGCGGGCGGGAAGGGAGAUCGAAGCGGUCGCGGGCUGAGCUGUCAGACGGUGGGGUGGCAAGUCGUGAUUACCUGGAGCCGGUGAGAGUGGCCUAAGGGUCAUCAGUGAAAUCUAGAGUGAUGUUGAAGUUUAAAUAUGGUGGCCGUGGUCUUACGGACAAUGGGGCUGGUGAGCCAAUUACCAAUCGUUGUUCCAGACUGAACCUGUUUUUCCAGGGCAAGACUCCAUGUCUGGGUCGGAUACAACAAAAGUCUUCCUGCUUAUUGACCAGAGAAGGACUUAUUGAUGCAAUUCUUGCCCUCUUUGAAGAAUGUAAUAGUCCUGACCUAAUGAAAAUAAAGCAUGUGGCCAAUUUUGUAAAAAAGUACAAAGAUGCUCUGAAUGAGAUUCGAGAGUUGCAACCCUGUGCUGGUGAUUUUGAGGUGAAAAGCGUGAUUGGUCGUGGUGUUUUUGCGGAAGUGCAGGUCGUCCGUGAGAAAGCUACCAACGAUGUUUAUGCAAUGAAAGUCAUGAAUAAGCAGGCGCUGAUUGAAGAGGAUAAUGUCGUAUUUUUUGAGGAGGAAUGUAGUAUCCUAUCACGCAACACCAGCCCCUGGUUGCCUUCCUUACAGUAUGUAUUUCAGGACAAGAUGUAUAUUUAUCUGGUAAUGGAAUACCAGCCAGGGGGCGAUCUGUUGACACUCCUUAAUCGUUACGAUGAUCAGUUUGAUGAGAGUAUGGCUCAGUUUUACCUGGCUGAGUUAGUCCUGGCCAUUCAUAGUGUUCAUCAGAUGGGUUACGUUCACAGAGAUAUCAAGCCAGAGAAUAUUCUGAUUGACCGAACAGGACACAUUAAAUUGGCCGAUUUUGGAUCAGCAGCCAAACUGACAGCAAACAAAACGGUGAGCUCAAAGUUGCCAUUUGGCACACCAGAUUUCAUGGCUCCUGAAGUAUUAACUGUGAUGAAUGGAGAUGGAUGUUCUUCAUAUGGUGUAGAAUGUGACUGGUGGUCAUUGGGAGUGAUUGCUUAUGAAAUGAUUUAUGGGAGGUCUCCAUUUGUUGAGGGAACAUCAGUCAAAACUAUCUGCAACAUCAAAAAUUUCCAGAGAUCUCUGAAAUUUCCAGAGGAGCGUAAAACAAGUAAGGAGUUUCUAGAUUUGGUGCAAAGUCUGCUGUGUAAAGCUAAGGAGCGUUUGAAUUAUGAAGGACUCAUCUGCCAUUCAUUUUUUACAAACAUCAGCUGGAACAAUAUCAGGCACAUUCCACCCCCUUUUGUACCCACCCUGGAAACUGAUGAUGAUGUGUCCAAUUUCGAUGAGCCAGAGAAAAUAUCGCACCCAAUGAUCAAGGCAGAGCAGCUGAACAAAUUGGGUUUUACAGGAGAGGACCUGCCUUUCGUAGGAUUGUCCUUUACCAAGACUCUGGCUGCACUCUCUCGCUCAGAAUCAGUAACCUCACUGAUGGACUCACCAGCUAAGACUAACUCUCUGGAAAAAAAGCUGCUGUUAAAGAAUAAAGAAUUACUGGAGUCACAGGACACGUGUCAUAAGAUGGAUCAAGAAGUCACACAUUUACAUCGAAAAGUCUGUGAGCUGGAAACAGCCCUUGAGCAAAAGGAUGUGGAGCUUCAGGCAUCUGAAAGCCAGAAGUCAAUCCUGGAGCAGGACUUGGCAACGUAUAUUACAGAAUGCAGUAGCCUGAAGCGUAGCCUUGAGCAGGCACGUGUAGAAGUAUCUCAGGAAGAUGACAAAGCACUCCAGCUGCUACAGGAAAUUCAGGAGCAGAGUCACAGAAUGCAGGAAAUUAAAGAACAGGAGUUUCAUGCUCAAAUGGAGGAGAUGCAAGUGACUGUGCGACAGCUGGAAGAGGAUCUUGCUGCAGCACGCCGGCGGGCUGACCUUUACGAAUCUGAACUGAAGGACACUCGAAUUACAGCAGAUGAAUAUAGACGGAAAGCAGCUGAGUCACAGCAUAAACUACAAAAGGCUCGAGAUCAAGGAAAAGCUGAGGUUGGAGAGAUUUAUGCCAAAUUGGAAAAGAUGAAUACAGAGCAACAGAAGAAAAUCCAGGAACUGCAGGAAAAGCUUGCUAAAGCAGUGAAAGCCAGUUCUGAAGCCACAGACCUCUUGCAGAAUGUACGGCAAGCUAAAGAACGUGCAGAGCGAGAUCUUGAGAAGCUACAGGGCCGUGAAAACUCCAGUGAAAGUUUCAGGAAGAAACUGGUGGAAUCAGAGGAACGCCGUAAAUCCCUGGAGAACCAAGUGAAACGACUUGAGAUGGUGGAGCGCAGAGAAAACAAACUGAAGGAAGAUUUGCAGACAAAAUCUCAGCAGAUACAGCAAAUGGCUCAGAAAAUCCUGGAAUUGGAGGAGAAUUGGUGUGAAGCCCAAGCAACAGCACAGCGUAUGGAAACCAACCUUCGACAGAAAGAGCAACUUUACGAGGAUAAAAUGAAGGUUAUGGAAGCACAAGUGAAGAUGGGCAUUGCAACCAAGGAAUCAUUAGAAGAUUGUCGUCUUAGGCAUGAGGAAGAUUUGCGUAAUAAGUGCAAAUUGAUUGAUGAUCAGAAAGCGACAAUAAAUGCCAUGGAUUCCCAAAUUAAGUCUCUGGAACAGAGGGUAGCAGAGCUCUCUGAAGCAAACAAACUUGCAGCAAACAGCAGCAUCUUUACUCAGAGAAGCAUGAAAGCACAGGAAGAAAUGAUUGCGGAACUCAGGCAGCAGAAGUUUUACUUGGAGACACAGGCGGGGAAGCUGGAUGCCCAUAACCAAAAACUGGAGGAACAAAUGGAUAAAAUCAACCAGGAUGAACAAAGCUGCAAAAACAAGCUGCUUGAGCUCGAGAGUAAACUCAGGGAGGCCAGCCUGGAGCAUGAGCAGCAGAAACUGGAGCUAAAGAAGCAGGGGAAUGAGUUGCAGCUGGCUCUGCAGGAGAAGGAGGCUCAGAUCAGAAGUCUUCAAAGUACAAAAGCUGCACUGGAAAACCAACUGCAAAUGGCCAAGGCAGAAUUGGAGGAGACCACAACUGAAGCAGAGGAAGAGAUUCAAUCCCUGAGGGCACACCGUGAUGAAAUUCACAAUAAGUUUGAAGCCCUCCGAGAAAGUUGCACAGUUAUUUCUGACCUGGAGGAACAGUUAAACCAGCUGAGUCAGGAAAAUGCAGAGCUCAACAGCCAAAACUACUUCCUGACCAAGCAGGUAGAGGAAUUAACGUGCAUCGGAGAUGAACGAGCCCAACUUCGUCAGGAAAUGGGGCGAAUGCGUCAGGAACUAUCUGAUCAAGAGCUUCAGCUGAGUAACCAAAAACAGACAAUAGAGACUUUAAAGACAACUUGCUCAAUGCUAGAAGAGCAAGUGAUGGACCUGGAGACACUGAAUGAUGAACUCCUAGAAAAAGAACGCCAGUGGGAAAAUUGGAGAUCAGAGUUUGAAGAAGAGAAGGCACAACUUGAGCGGCGGAUCCAAGAAAUGAAGAGGCUGCUGGACAUAGAAAAGCAGGCCAGAAUGCGUGCAGAGCAGCGUGGCAAUGAAUCCCGCCAGGCUGUGGAACAAGCUGUGAAGGAGCACAAGUCAGAGAUCUUAUCAUUACAAAAUUGUUUAAAAGAGCAGAAGCUGAAGGCGGAAAGCCUUUCUGAUACGCUGAGUGACCUGGAAAAGAAGCACGCCAUGCUGGAAAUGAAUGCACGUGGCCUUCAGCAGAAACUGGAGACAGAGCGAGAACUAAAACACAGACUAAUUGAAGAGCAAACUAAGCUACAGCAGCAGUUGGACAUGCACAAGACGCACAUCUUCCGUUUGACUCAAGGACUGCAGGAAGCCUUGGAUCAGGCUGAUCUAUUAAAAACGGAGCAGAGUGAUCUGGAGUAUCAGAUUGCAAACAUGCAGAUGGUGUUCUCCCAUGAUAGAGUGAAGCUGGAAGGUACUAUCUCUCAACAGUCUAAACUCAUUGAUUUCCUACAAUCAAAGAUGGACCAGUCAAUUAAAAAGAAAAAGAGUUUGUUUGGACGCCGGCGUGAAGACCCUACUCUCCCUGUCCAAGUUCCUAUGCAGUAUAAUGACUUGAAAGUGGCCUUGGAUAAGGAGAAAUGUCGAAACAUGGAGCUAGAGGAUGCACUACAGAAAAUACGUGUAGAGCUGAAAUGUGUUCGGGAAGAAGCUGCACAUUUAAAAACAGUGGAUCACCAGCCACAAUCAACACCUGCUACAGCCAGACACCAGAUCCUCAUGUCUGCAAUUGUCCGUUCCCCAGAGCACCAGCCAAAUCCUAUCAGCCUACUGGCUCCACCUUCCAGCCACAGGAAGGAAUCUUCUACUCCUGAAGAAUUUGGUCGGCAGCUGAAGGAACGUAUGCAUCAUAAUAUUCCGCACCGCUUCACUGUUGGCCUGAACAUGAGAGCUACAAAAUGCGUCGUUUGCCUGGAUACAGUACAUUUUGGCCGCCAAGCAGCAAAGUGUGGAGAAUGCCAAGUGAUGUGCCAUCCUAAAUGCUCCUCUUGUCUACCAGCAACGUGUGGGCUCCCUGCAGAGUAUGCUACACACUUCACAAAAGCAUUCUGCCGUGACAAAAUGAACUCACCUGGCUUACAACUAAAGGACCCAGCAUCAAAUAUGCGGCUGGAGGGCUGGAUGAAAAUUCCCAGAAAUGGGAAACGAGGGCAACAGGGCUGGGAACGGAAAUAUAUCAUCCUGGAAGGAUCUAAAGUUCUCCUUUACGACAAUGAUUCUAUAGAUGGGCAAAGACCAAUUGAUGAAUUUGAACUAUGCUUGCCUGAUGGGGAUGUGACUGUGCAUGGAGCAGUUGGAGCCACUGAACUUGUAAACACUGCAAAGACAGAUGUGCCUUAUGUGCUGAAGAUAGAAUCUCAGCCACACACAACCUGCUGGCCUGGUCAGACACUCUACAUGCUUGCUCCGAGCUUCCCGGACAAGCAGCGCUGGGUCGCUGUGUUGGAGUCUGUUGCAGCUUCUGGACGGAAAUCAUGUGAAAAAGCAGAGAGAGCUGCUAAGUUACUGGGAAAUUCUUUGCUGAAGCUAGAGGGAGAUGACCGUUUGGAUAUAAAUUGCACUCUACCACUCACUGAACAGAUUGUGCUGGUUGGGACAGAGGAAGGUCUAUAUGCAUUAAAUGUUGUGAAGAACUCCCUUGUGCACAUUCCAGGUGUGGGGUCGGUGUUCCAGCUUCAUAUCCUAAAGGAACUCGAUCGACUCAUCAUGAUUGCAGGAGAGGAGCGAACCCUCUGUUUUGUGGAUAUUAAGAAGGUGAAACUAUCGAUAGCUCAGUCCCAUCUACCAGCCCAGCCAGAUCUCAUACCUACAGUUUUUGACAACUUGAAAGGAUGCCACCUGUUUGCAGUAGGAAAAAUUGAGGCUGGACCCUGUAUCUGUGCAGCAAUGCCAAAUAAAGUAUAUGUCCUCCGUUAUAAUGAGGGUCUUGACAGCUUUGCAGUACGCAAGGAAAUUGAAACAUCUGAGCCCUGCAGUUGUAUACAGUUUACUGCAUACAGUAUCAUCAUUGGAACCAACAAGUUCUAUGAGAUGGAAAUGAAGAACUACACACUGGAGGAGUUUCUGGAUAAGAAUGAUAUGACCUUGGCCUCUGCCAUAUUUGCUGCUUCAUCCUACAGUUUCCCAAUUGCCAUCGCCCAGGUGAACAGCAGUGGACAAAAGGAUGAGUAUUUGCUCUGCUUCCAUGAAUUUGGAGUCAUUGUUGAUUCGUAUGGAAGGCGCAGUCGCACCGAUGAUCUGAAGUGGAAACGUUUGCCCUUGGCAUUUGCUUAUAGAGAACCUUACCUAUUUGUAACUCAUUUCAACUCUCUGGAGGUUAUUGAAAUCCAAAGCCGUAACACAGCCAGUGUAUUGAGUCAUGCUCACUUGGACAUCCCAAAUCCCAGAUAUCUCGGUCCUGCUAUGUCAUCUGGAGCCAUUUACUUGGCCUCAUCCUAUCAGAACAAACAGCGAAUCAUCUGCUGCAAAGGCAACUUGGUGAAGGAGGCAAGCAAUGAUGUACAAAGUGCAAUCACCAGCCGCAGGUCUCCUUCUCACAACAUGGAUCCUGUUCAGCCAACAGCAAAUGCAACCAGCAGUCCGAACAAGCGAGGACUUCCCUCGUACAAUGAACACAUGUCAAAGAAGUUGGCACCUUGCCCAAGAGAAAAUUCACCUCAGAAUUUGAACAGGUCAGUCAGGUACAGAGAAGGGAGGCAAGAGUCAAGAAGGGACAAAUCACCACGGCGAGCCUUGGAGAGGGAGAAAUCACCAGGCAGACCUUUGGACACCACCAGAGAGAGGUCACCAGGAAGGAUAUUGGAUGAAAGCAGAGGUGGUAUGCGUUUACCUGCAGGAUCCGCAAGAGCUCCGGCUACGAAGCCCUGGGACCAAUCUGCUGUAUGAGUACACUGCUGUCUUACAGAUGAAGAGGCAUGUAUUGAUGAACAGAGGGAGGACAGCUCUCGGACUAAGGAAAUGCACGAAACAAAUUAAAGUCACGCACAUUUAUUUGCUUCAAUCACUAAGGGAAUGGGAGGGUGGGGCAUUAACUUUACUCUACAUGCUGCUCGCAAUCUAAAUUAAGAUUGGCUCUUGGUAAUGUGGGUGACUCAUUCAUCUGUGGGGAAAAGGAUUUGCAGAGUUAAAUGUACAAAACUGGAGAAGGUUCACUGCCAUUUGCAAGAUUGUUCCUCUUGAUAGCAAAUCCUUUCAAAUUUUCUCCAGUUAAGUUUGUAUAGUCAAAUGGUUUGCAAGUUUGAACCAGAGAUGAAAUUGGUUAUUAACUGUACACAGUUCAUUACUUGAAUUUUAUACAAAGGUCAUGAAGAGAAACUGAACAUGGAAUUGCAGCAGGACUUAAUAUAUAUUUUGUUAUAAUCCAUAGCCCUUGGCUAUUUACUCUCUGCUGUCUUGCGCUGCUGCUUUGUCCUGGAUGUAUUGUACAUUCAAACAAAAUUGACUGCAGAUUUUUGUAUUUUGUUUCUCUGAUCUGUGUCAAAAAUUCCCAGUUCUGAAGUGUUCCUAUUUUUGUGAUAUUACUGUAUUUUUCUCUUUGUACUGCUUUCUGUCGAUAUGCGACUCGUAAGAAUAAAAUUUGAGUCGCAUUUCUGGUGACUCAUUUUCCAUGAAAAUACUUAAAUAAAUUUAACAUAAUUUGCAUAUCUUCACAUUGAAACUGUUUUUAUUUUAUUCUCAGACAUAAAAUGGCAUAAGUGAUAAAACUAGCACAAAAUGUUUUAAGACUUGAGGGAGAUUCUAGUUGAAGCGAAAGCUGUUUCAUAACUGUUCAAAAAUUUUUUGCUCAAUUCUGGCCACAAAUUCACCACAAACUAAUCUGCCAAUUCAAUGCAAUCAGACUAACAGACCCUGUGGUGAAAGACUCAAAGAUGACCUGGAAUCUUUCAUCAUUAGCCUAACUCAGACCUGCAUUCGUAUGACAAGUUCACAUUUUGCAAAAUUACAAUACAGAAAGUCACUGGUAGGGAACAUUAAGUAAGUAGAGAUAAUCUAUAAUAUUGAUCAAUAGCAAUUAAAACAAAGAUUAAAUAAAGUAAAACAAGAAGUUGUCCCAAGUCCAGUGAAGUGUAGAGAAUCAUUCUGAGGUCAGGAAAGCAAAUAUUUUUAUUCAGAAGAAAAAAAACCAAGACUUACGGAGUGCAACACAUAGAUACAUCUCAACAUAACUUGUGUACAUUCAUAUAUUGUGAUAAAAUUGAUCAAAAUGUUAUAGCAUAACACAUAAAGGUAUACCACUCUGUAAUCAAAAAUUUAAAGACAGGUCAUACAUCAUAAAAAAAAUUUAUAUAAAAAAAAGUCAACCCACUACCAACUACCAAAGAAAAAAGCUGAUGGAUGAUAAUGGAUAAAUUAGAAAAGAAAACAUAUUUGCUUAAGAAGAUAAGAUAAAAAUAUACAUAAAAGUCUGUUCACUGUUAAACUUUAUAAAUUGGAAAAGUAAUUUAGGAAAGAUCACCAGAUAUCAUAAAAAGAUUGUUUCAAAUUUAAGACUGAGCAGCGGAUCCUUUCUAAAUUUAAAUAAGACAUAAUAUCACGUAGCCAUUGAAGAUGUGUAGGAGGGGUAAACUCCUUCCAUUUAAGCAAGAUUGCUCUCCUUGCCAAAAGAGAGGUAAAAACUAAAACCUGUAGGUUAGAAGUAUUUAAAGUUAUAUUUUCAUCUGCAAUAAUACCAAACAAGGCAAUAAGGGGAUUUGGGUCAAAUUGGACCCUAAAAAGUUGUGAGAAGGUAUGGAAUACUUCCCACCAAAACUUUUCAAUUUUAGGGAAAAACCAAAACAUAUGAAUUAAAGAGGCAUCAGCAGAGUUACAUUUAUUACAAAGUGGAGAAACAUUCGGAUAAAAACUGGAUAGCUUCUGUUUAGAAAUGUAAGCUCUAUGAACCACUUUAAAUUGUAGAAGAGAAUGACGAGCACAGAAAGAUGAUUUAUUAACCCGUUUAAGAAUUUUAUUCCAUCUAUCAUCAGAAAUCUGGCAAUUUAGGUCAUCCUCCCAAGCUUUUUUUAUUUUAUCUAGAAAGUCUUGUCUAGAUUCAAUCAACAAGUUAUAGAUACCAGUAAUAGAACCAUUAACAAAAGGUUUUAAAUUUAAAGAUCGUCCAGUAAAUUUUUAUCAGGACCUAUAGGAAAAGUAGUUAAUUGGAAACGUAAGAAAUCUCUAAUUUGAAGGUAUCUGUAAAAAUGUGUUUUUGGGAGUGCAAAUUUAGUUGACAAUUGGUCAAAUGAAGCAAGAGAUCCUGAGAUAAACAGGUCCCAAAAACACUUAAUACCUAGUUCAUCCCAAUCUUUAAAAACUUUGUCAGUCAUGGAAGGGAUAAAAAAAUAAUUAAGGAGAAGGGGAGAUGAUAAUGAAAAAUUCGCUAAACCAAAAAAUGUCCUAAAUUGAGACCAAAUCCUUAAAGUUUGCGUAACAAUUAUGUUAUCUGUUAUUUUAUUUGCUGAAAAAGAAGAAUAUGAUCCAAGAAGAGAUACAAUAGAGGUAUUUUUUACAGUAUUAACUUCUAAGGAGACCCAUGAUGGGCAAUCUUUACGAUAAAUAUAAUAAGAGCAUAAAGUAGUAUUCCUUAUAUUGGCAGCCCAAUAGUAAAACCUAAAAUUAGGUAGGGCUAAUCCACCCAUCUCUUUAUUUCUUUGUAGGUAAACUGUACUUAAACGAGCUUGCUUAUUAUUCCAAAUAUAAGAUGUUAAAAUUGAAUCUGAAGAAUCAAAGUAGGUCUUAGGAAUAAUCAGGAAAGCAAAUAUGAAUGGAAUAACAUUGUCAUGACUGACAACACAUCAGCAUCAUGUGCCAGGUGAUGCCUCCCAUCCUUCUCAUUCGUAGAGGAAGUUCAAACCAUUUGCUCUCAGAUGCAAGCCCUGGUGUGCAACAUGACAAGAAGAACAGAGGACAUGCAGAUCAUAACAAAAUGCUGGUGCUAAACAAUAUAUUUCACAUCAUAUAAGACAGGGAUAAUAAACUUGUUUCUCAUUCUGGAGAUGCACUAAGAAUGAAGUGAAAGUGGAAUGAACAAUUGUUUUCCACAGACAGCUUUGUUCAUUUAGGGAUUUGUGGGAACAGACUUCAGUGGAGUGGAAAAAAUGCAUAAGGCAUCUGUGCUUCAGUAAUGAUAUCUUCAAUGAAAGAUGGUCAAGGACCAAACAUAAUUCCAAACUCAAAAUCAACAAUGGAAAACACAACAGAACAAAAUUUGGCAUGUUGCCUUGAACAAAUCUGGAGGAGACAACAAUCCUAGAUAGAACUGAUCUCAGGAUCUGUAAUGAACUGUUACCUGUGGCGAUUCUGAGUGACAGAGCAGGAGCUGGAGGCAGGCGAGUCAUAACCGGAGGGACCAAAGAACAUGAGGAGGUGAGGUAGGUUUUUUUAAUUGAUCGACCUUGUUGCUCCUAGAGGGUUCAGGGAUCCACUCUCCUACACCAGCCGCCUAAAGAGCAAUGAAGCAGGAAGCUAACAUCAUGUCCCUCUGUGGUGACAGAUAUGUCAUUUUAUCUGGGCACAGCUCCAGCCUGGAUUUGUGAAGUCAGGUGAGUAGGAGAGGGGGUAAUGAAGAAGCAGGGAGGUGAUAGCUGGAAAAAGUGAAGAGCUGGCAAAGGAAUCUGAUAGGAGAGGAGAGUGGACCAUGGGAGAAAGGGAAGAAUGAAGGGCAACAGGAGGAAGUGAUAGGCAGGUGAGAAGAAAAGAGAUAAAAAGAGAAACCUGAGUGGGGAAUUAAGGAAGAGGAAAGGGGAAGACAGAAACAUUACUGAAAGUUAGAGAAAUUGAUGUUCAUGCCAUCAGGUUGGAGGCUACCCAGACAGAAGAUAACUUUUCACUGUCUUUGCUGUAGCCAUUCCAUGCAAUGUAAAGGGCCACUCACAUUGCAGUUUGAAGGCCAGCCCACUCACAAGUGACUGAGUGAGGUGAAUUGCCUCAGUAGGCCCUAGCCUCCAGAUCAUUUUCACUCAGUCUUUGCCUUUUAUCCGAAUUAGCUGUUUUCUGUAUUGUUAAGGAAGCUACUGUUGUCCUUUGUCUAAAAAAGUAGUGAGGUGGCGUUCGUGGGUUCAAUUUCCAUUCAGAAAUCACUGAGUGUGUGCCUUCAGGCUCCUGUACCUCCUUCCCAAUGGGAAGAGGGUGGAGGAAUCCUUAAUGAUGGACACUGCCUUCCUAAGGCACCACUCCUUGAAGAUGCCUUGGAUACUAUGGCACUACGGUGACUAGUACCCAUGAUACAGCUGACUGAUUUUUGUUUUUAUACAAACUUCUGCAACU